This is a messenger RNA of Owenia fusiformis, 2527 nucleotides long. The record is from the annotation of a GenBank genome assembly. NCBI's taxonomy places the organism in Eukaryota, Metazoa, Annelida, Polychaeta, Sabellida, Oweniidae.
AACAACUUUAGGUUGAAAUUUACUACGAAAAUAUAUUUUAGCCACCUGGAUAUUUAUACUUUGUUUGUCGAUAAAACUAAGAACCAAUAGGAUAGGCUAAACGAAAGUGACCUGAAAUACUAGUAGAGACGCGCGGAUAGGUUGGAAGGUGUGGUUGCCUCUAGGAUUGCCUGCGUUCCAUUCGACAAAUUAAAAGGACAUGUUCUUUGACACCCGCCGACGUUACAAUCGCGGUUGGGGAGGAAGUUCUGCCAACCAAGACGACGGAGGAUUCCCAGGCGCAGUAUCUGGGUUCUUCCGUAAUUUAGGCUUUGGUGACCCAUUUGCGAAUCCAUGGGACAAACCUAGGACAACCAUACGAGAUAUAGGACCUUCAAGGCCAACAUCUAGGUUUACUAGACCCCAGGAACCACCAGCCCCUGUGGAACCUGACCAACCGCAGUCUAGAGAAGUAGCUGGAGACGGAUAUGCUGAAAUCAAAGCAAAAUGUCUUGAAGAAGGUUGCUUAUGGGAUGAUCCCGAUUUCCCAGCCGAUGAAAGAUCUCUAUAUCACGAGAAUCCCCCACAAGCCUACAACAUUGAGUGGUUGAGACCAAAGGAAAUUUGUGAUGACCCACAAAUGUUUGUCGAAGGGGCGUCACGACUGGACGUUAAUCAAGGAAUCCUUGGAGACUGUUGGCUGUUAGCGGCUGUGGCAUCCCUUGCCCAACGCAAACCACUGUUGUACAAGGUUGUGCCGAAUGAUCAAACGUUUGAUGACGGAGACUACGCGGGAAUCUUCCGCUUCCAUUUUUGGCAAUAUGGUCGGUGGAUUGAAGUUAUUAUCGACGACAGACUACCUUGUUCUAAUGGAAAACUGAUCUACAUGCAUUCUGAUGACAAAAAUGAAUUUUGGACUCCACUUUUGGAAAAGGCAUAUGCAAAGUUGAAUGGCGAUUAUGAAAGUUUGUCUGGAGGUACCACAAGUGAAGCAAUGACAGACUUUACAGGUGGGAUCACUGAUAUCGUAGACUUCGACAGACCUGAAGGAGUCCCGGAUGAUAUGUUCGAUUAUAUGCUUCAGUCAUUUGCAAGGGAGUCCCUGAUUGCCUGUUCUAUACCUGCCGAUCCAAAUGAAUUGGAAGCAAGAAUGGACAAUGGUCUAGUGAAAGGUCAUGCUUACAGUGUAACAGGAGUCAAAAAGUGUAAUUUUGCUACGGAUUACAACCAAGGAGAAGUUAACAUGGUACGAGUGAGAAACCCAUGGGGGAACGAGUGUGAAUGGAAAGGAAUGUUCAGUGAUGGAUCACCAGAAUGGGCAUGUAUACCAGAAGAUGAUAGGGCAGAAAUGGGCCUAACUUUUGAUGACGAUGGAGAAUUCUGGAUGACAUUUGACGACUUCGCUUCUAAUUUCCGCAAACUAGAACUUUGCCAUUUGGGGCCAAACAUAUUUAAUCAAGACGAGGAAACUCGAGCCAAAGUCUGGGAGAUGGAAACUAUAGAUGGCGCUUGGAAACGCCGAGUAAAUGCCGGAGGAUGUAGAAACUAUUUAGAUACAUUUUGGACGAACCCGCAAUACAGGGUUCAACUGACCGAGCCUGAUGACGAGAGUGCAGAUGGUAAUACAGGUACACUGAUACUUGGCGUGAUGCAAAAGGAACGACGUAAGCUCCGGAAACAGGGGCAAGAUAACCAUGCUAUCGGAUAUGCCAUCUAUGAGGUCCCUGAAGAGCAUUAUAGUAGCACGCUGGAUGACCCAAACUGUGCUCCUUUGGAUCUGAAUUUCUUUGCUGCAAAUGCAUCGGUGGCGAAAUCUCCCGUAUUCACGAACUUGCGAGAGGUAGCGUCUCACCAUCGACUACCACUCGGAAACUACGUCAUUGUUCCGUCCACAUUUGAUCCUCAUCUACAAGCGGAUUUUAUGAUUCGAUUCUACUUUGAGAAACCUGCAGUGGCUAACGAAAUAGAUGAAGAAACUGGAGUUGACGAAACGCCAAGAGCUGAAGAUCCCGAUGACGAAAUCAGCGAAGAUGACUUGAAUGAGCUCCGUGAGCUUUUCAAGUCAGUAUCAGGUGGAGACUACGAGGUUGAUGUGUAUGAGUUGAAGGAGAUUCUUGAUGCAAAAUUUAUGCCAGAAUUUGAAUUUGAUGGAUUUAGCAUCGAUAUGUGCAGGAGUUUGGUUGCUAUUAGAGAUGUCAGCCUGACCGGCAAGUUAAGCUACAGGGAAUUUACAGACCUUUGGAAAGAUUUGAUUUUCUGGAGGAGAGUUUUCAAGACCUACGAUGCUGAAUCCGUGGGCUACUUUAACAGCUUUCAGUUGAGACGAGCUUUCCAUGACGCAGGUAUACGAUUAAGCAACUCUACGUUCAACGCCAUUGUAAUGCGAUUUAGUGAUAGAGAAGGAAAUGUGCGAUUCAACGAUUUCAUAUCUUGCAUGGCUAGAAUAAAAACAAUGUUUGGGGCAUUCAAAGGCAAAAACAUGGGUAAUUCUGCCAGUUUCGAGCUAGAUGAGUUCAUUCAGCUUACAAUGUACUCAUAGACUGGAAGG